UAUGGAAGAAACAAUCGGAACAACAAAUGCCAAUUCUCACAAGCGACUUAAUUCUUUCUCUGACUAUGGAAAAUUGGAUCGAACAUUAUACCCAGCGGAACGAAAACGGUUUCUCACUUUUUCUGAAAGAAAUACAUGUGAACGAGUUCGAAAUUUCACAAAAACAAAACGGGGCAUCAAAAAUCGUGGAGACUUUCUUCGACUCUCCUCAUCAAGUUCUUUGUCUAAUGUGGAAACUGAUGGACAAGGAAGAAAAGUUUCUGCAUUAUCUCUAUUUUCAUACACAAGUGAAGAUUGCUUCGAAGAAAAUUCAGCUCGCGGGCAACGGUUCAGAAUUGUAUUGCAUGGAAUCCCGCGAGUUGGGAAAUCGUGUUUUCUUAAACAAUUGAGAACUUCCGAGUUCCUAGGAGCAUGUCCUGAUGGUCCUGAUUCUUCUUGUAUCACCGUCCCUGUAAUAUUAGACGGCAAAGAAUCCAUCCUUGAUUUCGUUGAAGCUCAUAUGUAUAUUCAAAAUUAUGGAUGGAAUCGCACUUACGACGCUUUUGUAAUGAUGUUCUCUGUCACAGAUAAAAGAUCGUUUCAUUAUAUCGCAAACAUAGUAGAGCAGAUUAGGAAAGAGGUUGGCGACACCAAGCCCAUCUACAUAGUUGCCAACAAAACAGAUCUCAUAAGAUUUCGGGAAGUUUCUUCUCAAGUUGGAAUGAAGUUUGCAAAGAACAACAAUUGCUAUUACGCUGAAGUUUCGGUGCCCCUGCAAUUGAAUGUUGAUAAACUACUGGUGGACAUCACAGAUCAGCUUGAGCGCUGUUAUAAGACAAACAACACAGAAACAACAGUUAAACCUUCUAUGAAUACCCAAUCAGGGAAACACCAAGGAGGGAGAUCAUUCAAAAAAUCGAGAUUCUCACUAUUUUCAAGAUUACGAAAACUCUUUUUUAAAAAUACUUAGAAGUUGUUCCCUGAAUCAUGAUGUGUCUAUUUCGUAUUUUAAAGUUUGAUUAUUACUAAUAAUCAUUAGUACCAAACUCGUAUGUUUUACAUGUAAAUAUGUAUUCAUUCUGAUAAGCUAAUGGAAAUAAAAUAUGCUUCUUU
Molecule: messenger RNA, 1092 nt
Organism: Magallana angulata
Lineage: Eukaryota; Metazoa; Mollusca; Bivalvia; Ostreida; Ostreidae
Product: GTP-binding protein Rit2-like
Exons: 4
Coding region: 2-949 (315 amino acids)
Cellular component (GO): plasma membrane
Molecular function (GO): GTP binding; calcium channel regulator activity; GTPase activity
Source: RefSeq, a predicted model, not a curated record